AAUAUUUUAUUUUCUAUUUACUAUUUGCAAACUAUUAUUUCCAAGUUGUUAAAAUGUACUUGCUAAAAAUAUAUUUAUCACUUCUCAAAACUAAUGCAUAUUUUUCAAUUAUAUUAUUUAUAUAAAUAUUUAAAAUAAAUAUUUAUUAGUGGUGAAAAUUAAUAUUGUUUGUUUCGAGCCUAGUCGAUAAAGUUAAUAUUUUAAGAUAAUCGAAGUUGUGUUUCCUUUUCCGCUGUUACAACCAAAAUGGUAGGUCAAAAUGGAAUUUCUAAUAUAAUGUUUACAAUCCUUUAAUCUUAUUCUCUAAUAUAUCAUAUGGACAUUUUUACAACUUGUUAAACAUUAACUGUUAAAUUGUCAUAUGUGAUCACUAAUUAUUUUUAACUAUGGUGGGUCUUGAGUAAAAAUACGUUUAAUUUCCUGUUUUGUAAAGAUCUUGUUUUUUGUAACAAUUAAAAAGGAAGCAAGGUUUUAAACACUUUUGCAUAGGGCUAAAAGUCACAUCAUUGAAAUUAUUUAGAUUUUGUAGUGGAUAACUAGCAUCUAUGUGUUUUGAAAUAGUCAACCUACUAAAUAGCACUCAGUUACACCUUAUAGUUUUAUAACUAGAAGAGUGGAUCUCUUGCCAUCGAACAUUCACUUUCAGGUCUUUCACAUACUUGAUUAUUGAUACCAGCACCACACAAACUAAUCAACGAAUUAGUCUUAUUCAGAAUUUCAUUCAAUUAGGACCCCAAUUUUACUAUAGCCUUUUCAAACUUUUUGGUAAGGAAGCAAGAAGUAAUAUAAGCUAAACCUAAAUUUGUUAUUCAUAUUCAAAGUUAAUGUGGGAGAGUCCAUGAUUCAACAUUAGUUGAAUAGUAUUAAUUAAUGGUGCCCUGGCCCUAGGCAUGUUUACUAAAGGACUAUAGAACUAGGCCCUAUUGUAAUAUAUUUGUGCUAUAUGUAUAUUAUGUUGAUGCUUGGCCUAUGUAUAACAUAUUCCUAGUAUUUAUGAUAAUUGUCUUUUGGUUUGUUAGCUAGGCUUGCUUUUAGUAGCAGCAGUUCACAAUGAAUGAUUGAGAAAUUAACACACUUGUUAGUUUAUCAAUGAUUCAUUUUGAUUAUUAAUGGCAAGGGUGGCGUUUACUUUGACAGUGGCCAUUAUUUUAAGUAUAUCUCUAAUUCUUUCAGGCUCGUGUCCGUACCAAGACAGUUAAAAAAGCAGCACGUGUGAUAAUUGAGAAAUAUUACACAAGGCUGACUGCUGACUUCCAUACAAACAAGAGAGUAUGUGAAGAAAUUGCCAUCAUUCCCAGCAAAAAGCUGAGAAACAAGAUUGCAGGGUCAGUCUAUUUUAUGCUGCUAAAAUUUAAAGUAAAUUCAUUAUUUUCAAGCCAAUAAGAUGGAUGAUGUUUCUUUGUUUUUUUUCGAUCAUAACAUUUGUAAUUUGGCAGUGUCUACACGUCCGGCGCGCCGGACGUCUAUCUCCCGCACUAUGUGUCCGGCGACCAAGUCACAUGACCGCCGUAACAAAGUGGCGAGAGAUAUCGUGUCGGUCAGCCCUGUCACGUGACUGCGAAUAAUUCAAAACUAUUGUUAAUUUUAAAAUCUAUUUCUCUACCAAGUAAUGUACUGAGUAUCUUGAAUGCAAAUAAUAGAAAAAGAAACUUAAGUGAAAGUGGCUUGUACACAUUUUUGUUUAGUUUGUUAUUUUUUAUGUACCAGUAAAUUAGGGGCCAGUGUGGCAACCAAUAAAAGUUAAAGAUUUCAUUUUAAAUUAUUUCAAUUGCUACAAAAUAUUUAAAAACUUCUCAUGAAACUACUGUUGCUGCGAACAUGAUAAUAUAAAUAUAUACAAAAUAUUUUAAUUAAAAUGGGAAGAAAAAACACGACCCUAUCCCCGGUAUAGAUCCUCAAACAUUCCUAUCGUCAAGCAACCACUCUACCACAAGACCAGACAAGAUGUACUAAAUCGCACUUCGUUUGGAAUUAUAAAAACUACUAGCCGUCCGGCCAUGUCCGGCGGUCACGUGACAAGUCGCCGGACGUGUAUCUUGCGCACUACACGUCCGGCGCGCCGGACGUGUAGACACUUCGUAUAAUAUAAUGGUCAAAACUGAUACUUUUCAAACUCGUGUUAAAGACAUAAAAGUAAGAUAAUUCGUCAGAUAAAGACUUAAACUUUAUUCACAUAUUCAUAUCAAUUGUACUCCUUUAAAACUAUUUAUGAAAAGAAGAUUGCAGUUUGAGUUGUUUUUUUUGAGAAAUUAAAAUAAUACUGAUAGGCAGUUUCCUUAGGCUUAUUAGAGUAGGUUUUUUUUUUUUUCCAUUUGAAUUUAUCAGCCUUUUUGGAUUUUAAAGUAGUAUUAUGUCUCCACCUUUAUUUUGAACACAAAGUUGUGCAGAUAUCUUUAAUAAGAUUAUUUGUGGCAAAUGUACUCAGGCUGCUGAAUUGCUUUUGCAACUCUUUAUCUUUUUAUAAGUUUCCAGUGUUGCAGAACUGGAAACUCAUAAAAAGAUUAAGACACAUCUACAGAAGUAUGCAUCGCUCAAUGAUUAUUCUUUUUUUAAAACAGAUUUGUCACUCAUCUGAUGAAGAGGAUCCAGAAAGGACCUGUUAGAAAUAUUUCUAUCAAGCUUCAAGAGGAAGAGCGUGAACGAAGAGAUAACUAUGUUCCAGAGGUUUGUGCUUUUGAGCAUAUAAAAUAGACAAACAUUUUACCCCUAUUGAUUUGAUCUUUGUAUUCAAAUUUUAUGUACCUCUCAUGACUUUCUGAAACCUUAAAGUGCAGUGAUUAGUAUUGACUUUAUCAAGGCUUCUAAAUCUUUUUUGCUGCACAGCAACCCCUUUUUUUUAUUUCAAAACAAAGGAAACUCCCUUCGCAGAUGAAAGAUACAUUUUAAUUAACACUAUCUGCAUCUAAUAAGUAGGGGUGUGCCGGAAUCCGGUUCCACCGGAUUUUGCACUAUCCGGUGAAAUCCGGUUCCGCCGGAUUUACAUGUAUCCGGAACAACCGGAUUCCGGAAUAUACCGGAUUUCGGAAUUUGCCAGAUUUUGUGACUCACCGGAUCAUAAUCUGAAAUAAAAGUAAUUCUCUUUCCCGAAUUCCACACAAUCACGAUACAUUAAUCGAUUGUUUCGAGCGUUGAGCUUGUUUAAUGUUUAAUAUUCCGUACAUACCAGAGGCUAGAGUCAGCACCGCUAAUAGUGGCCAAUAGUGUAGGGACUUUGAUAAGAAAAUUUAAACUUUUUGUAAAAAUAAACCAAUGGCAUAGUUGAAAAGAUGUAAUUUUUUAAAGAAUUAUAACACCAAAAUCAUAUUUUUAGCUGUUGUAGUUUUAAAGUUAUGAAUUUUUAAAGUACGACUUGGUUUGUCAUUUUUUAACAUGGACUGCAUCUCCACAUUCUGUGAUCUCAUUCCGCCAAUCCCGUCAUGCGCAAUGACUAUAUAGUUUAUAUAAGGCAACGCAUUCCCUGCCUUAUCACUAAAAUACUGUUUAGACUUAGUUUAAACUUUCAACUUUGGCACAUGAAUAAUUAAUUAAAGCUUUCCCUGACCAAUGGUUUAAUAGUUUUUGCACACGGCAAACUCUUAUGAAUGAAACUCUGAGGUAGUACUACGAUACAGUUAUGCAAGUGGCUGUGAAUGGUUGCCAAUGACAACGUGUUGCACACGGUAAAUUCUGAUCAUUUAUAAUAUGGAUUCUACCGGGUUGUUAAAGCUCAAAUUAAAACAUUCCAGUUUAAAUGUCUUUAAAUGCAUUCUGAAACACAAGUUAUCAAUUAUUUUGAUGUAAAUAGUGAUAAUAAAUUAAUAUUUCCUAAGUAUCGUCAACUUCCGCCAUUAAAAAGGGGGGCGUGGCCAACCCCAUGGCGAAAUUAGGUUGAGCGAGCUGCAUAACCUGCUGCGAACGCGUAGAAACAUGGCGUCUCUCGUAAGACACUUAUCCAAAUGGAACGGAACUCAAAUAUAUAUCGAAAGUACUAAUUUAAUAAUAAAUAGACACACACAUCGGAAAAUUAAAAACUCGGAUUUUUUGGCGCCGAUUGCGAAUUCCCAUACACAAAAAGUAGUAGUCCACCUUGACUUACCGAAGUAUCUACCAAUAGUACCAAAAUCCGGAAUCCGGGAGAAACCGGAAUCCGUAUCCGGCGGAUUUCGCAUAAGAAAAUCCGGAUCCGGUUGGAAAAAACGGAUCCGGCACACCCCUACUAAUAAGCAAUAUAGUAGGUGACUAUUCAGAGUAUGUAGAAUUUAACCUAAUGUGCUAAGAAGGUCUAAAAUUCAGCAUAUGUAGUUCUGAAAAUGAAGAUGAAUCGAGGAUUGAUAUGGAUAAAAAUGCAUUGACCUUGUACUCAAAUUCUGACCAUACUGAUAAUGAAACUGAUGACAUGUCAGUGACCAAGACAUAGUGACUGAGAUAUUUUCUCUUUGCCCAGUGUCUGAUAAGAUGGAUAUAACUUCUGAGAAAGAAGUUAGCAUUUAUAAUAUUCUAAUUGAUAUUGAAAGCAGUCCUAUAGAUCAGCGUUCCCCAAAUGGUGGCCUGUGGACCGGCACCGGUCCGCAACCUUUGCGACUGAAAUUAUGGUGGAGCUUAUUGUUGUAGAGACGCUGAGCUAGAGCUGCAUAACAGUGUUACUUUUUCCUGCUUUAUUAUUUACUCUCUGAAUUGGUCAGCCACCAUUUUCUAAGUUGAGCACCCUUCAUGACAAGUUAAAAAAAAUUGCCUCUGUAGGAGUAACCAUUUCCACUAAUAAUUGCCCAGCACAACUUCCUUGACAUGGUGGCUGGAGCUAUGCACUGUUAACAAAUGCACAAAUGCCUUCAAGAUGCUGCAAUUUCAGUAGUUAAUUUUGGCUCCUAAUGUAUAUUUUAGUGUUAGUGGUUAUUAAGGUAAGGUAGUUACCAUUUCAUUAUGUUUAUGACUGUAUCAUGAACGUUUGAUAUUAAAAUUACAUCAUGAGUAAUAUCAACAGAUCUUAAAUAAGAAGUAAUAGUGUCACAGUGAUACAUGACAGUCUGGUUCACAUACUUCAAGUAAAAUAUGAAUUUACUUGUCCUUAGACUACACAUAAAACAUAGCACCUAGUUGUGAUUAUUAAAAAUAGCUCUUGACCCUGGGGGUAGGUUUUAUCUAGCUUUUGCGGUAGGGAGCCAAAGGUGGCAUGUGAUAAUUUUUAUGAUUAUGGAAAAUUUUGACCAUAAUAAUGAGGAAACAAUUGGAAAUCACCAAAUACUUUUUUUUUCACGUAUUGGCUUUGGCAAAUACUAUUUCAAUUCAUGGGGAUCAAUGUUUACAAUUUCAAAAUAUUUUAAAAUAUUCCAUAAACUUUUAAAAUGGGUGGCUGGAUGACUUUGCAUUCUAACUUAUGUCAAUUUCAAACUACUUGACUGAUGUAAAAAAAAAUCCAAAUUAAAAGAAAAACAUUAGCAGCACCCAAUAGUUUUAGCCAGAAAAGAAUGCUACUUCAACUUAAUUUCCAAGUUUUAAUAUAACAAGAAAAAUCUCCCCUCGGAUGUGCAUGCAUUUACAGCCUUCCUAUAUGAAUAAAUCACAACUUUUAAAUAAAAAUAGCUCAUUAAAGUCAGAUUUUCUCGUUGUACCUUAAUGAUAAAAUCCCUCUAUUUGGAUAAAAAUUGUAUAGAAAUAUGUUGAGGGACUGUUAGUAUUAAUCCACUCAUAAGGCGAGCCCAUAUUUCUACAUAGCAUGAAAUUAAAGACCCUUAUAAGGUACUGGAUAGAUUUUAAAGGGGAUUGAAAUCUUUCGAUUGUAUCUGUAGCUGAUAAAAAAGGGAGUUUUUAAGUUAUUCUUUGUAAUAAUUAGUUUUUAUGACUCAUUUGGUAAGAAAGAAAUGUUACUAAUCUACAGUGGUUUAACAACGUAAGCCAUGGGCUCAUUGAAUUUUAUUGCACUUUACAAAAUCUUGAUCUUAUGUUUGUGACCAGAUAUCUGAUUUUUAUAACCACUGAAAUGCUUCUCAGACUUAUAAAUUAAAAAUCCUUCGUCCUAAUACUUUUCUCAGUUCCUGUUAUCAGUUGUUGAUUUGUACAAAUAUGAAAUGGAAUAUAUUUUAAUGAAAUUCAUGUAGCAUGAAGUUUUUAGAACAUUCUGAAUUUUUUAGUACUGGUAUUGUACAUACUAUGAUUUAUGCAAAUUUGUGUCUACAUUUUUGUCAAGCAUUCAAUACAUAUGUUUGUAGCUAAAUUUUGCAACUACUUUUAUUACAGGUUUCUGCUCUGGAAAUGGAUAUUAUUGAGAUUGAUCCUGACACAAAGGAGAUGUUGAAGACAUUGGUAAGCUUAUUUUGUAGUCUAAUAAUCUCUACUAGUAUGUGAAAAGUUUUUAGUUAUUUGACUCAGUAAAUUUAUAAGUAUAAUUUGACUUUAAGUACACAUGAUGUUGAAUUAGUUCAACGUUAAAGUUUGCAACUUAUGAUUACAAUGGAGAUAUUUCCCAUUGCGUUGUACUCGGGGAAAUUCCUUAACUCAUUCCCGACGGUUGCGACUAAAUGCGUCCUCGGGGGGUUCCUCCUGAUGCGUCCAAAUGCGUCCCGGCGUAUAGCGACACACCUCUCUUAUUUUUAGUUAAUAAUAGCAAUGAAAUCUCGCACCCCUCGAGACUUCCGGCUAUGGCGUGAUUUUAAUUUAGAAACCGGAAGUUUUUAUCUUGUUUCACUUUAAAACUACGUGUGCUUUAGUACGGCGCGUCUAUAUGUACCAUGUGAUCGUCCGAGGUGCCGAAAAUCGAUUUUUUUGGCCAUUGUUUGUUAUUUUUCCCCCGCUAAUGUUAUAUUUAUAUUAAACCUUAUUCAUUUUUUGUUGCAUUUGUUCUUAAUUCAUUAACAUUAAAUAAUAUUUAGCAACUUACAAAAAUAUUUUAAAAAUAUAAAUCAAUUUCAAAACUGAGUUGCUUCCCUUUUCUCAGGGAAAUAAAUUAAGUCCGGAAGCAGCGCUGCCGGAGGGAAUGAGUUAAUGGGCGCUAUGAUACUGAAAGGGUUAGCAAGGAUUAACUCAUUCUCUCCGGAAGCAGCGCUGCUUCCGGACUUAAUUUAUUUUCCUGAGAAAGGGAAGGAACUCAGUUUUGAAAUUGAUUUAUAUUUUUUUUUUUUAAAUUUUACGUUGCUAAAUAUUAUUUAAUGUUAAUGAAUUAAGAACAAAUGCAACAAAAAAUGAAUAAGGUUUAAUAUAAAUAUAACAUUAGCGGGGGAAAAAUAACGAACGAUGGCCAAAAAAAUCGAUUUUCGGCACAUCGGACGAACACAUGGUACAUAUAGACGCGCCGUACUAAAGCACUCGUAGUUUUAAAGUGAAACAAGAUCAAAACUUCCGGUUUCUAAAUUAAAAUCACGCAGAAAUCACGCCAUAGCCGGAAGUCUCGAGGGGUGCGAGAUUUCAUUGCUAUUUUUAACUAAAAAUAAGAGAGGUGUGUCGCUAUGCGCCGGGACGCAUUUGGACGCAUCAGGAGGAACCCCCCGAGGACGCAUUUAAUCGCAACCGUCGGGAAUGAGUUAAUAAACCGUGAUAGUGUAUGGUGUUCCAGUUUGAUAUAAUUUUAGGGUUAAACUUUAACAUAGGUUUCAAUUUUAACUCAUUCCCGACGGUUGCGACUAAAUGCAUCCUCUGGGGGUUCCUCCUAAUGCGUCCUCUGGGGGUUCCUCCUGAUGCUUCCCGGCGCACAGCGACACACCUCUUAUUUUUAGUUAAAAAUAGCAAUGAAAUCUUGCGUCUCUCGAAACUUCCGGCUAUGGCAUGAUUUCUGCGUGAUUUUAAUUAGAAACUGGAAGUUUUAUCUUGUUCCACUUUAAAACUAAGUGGUGUUCGUCCGAGGUGCCGAAAAUCGAUUUUUUUUUUUGCCAUUGUUCGUUAUUUUUCUCCCCGCUGACGUUAUAUUUAUAUUAAACCGUAUUCAUUUUUUGUUGCAUUUGUUCUUAAUUUAUUAACAUUAAAUAACAUUUAGCAACUUUAAAAAAUAUUUUAAAAAUGUAAAUCAAUUUUAAAACUGAGUUGCUUCCCUUUUCUCAGGAAAAUAAAUUAAGUCCGGAAGUAGCACUGCCGGAGGGAAUGAGUUAAAUUAUUGAUACUAAAUUUUUGUUUCGUGCUUUAUAUUGGAUAGUGGAGCAAGAUAUUAUUUUAGAUAUGUUAAGGCUUUAAAUAAACAGUUAAGUGGACAUUCAUGCCAGAUGCCUUCUUCAGCAGUCGAAACAUGUUUUCGAAGCUCUCAAUAAGGUCAAUUUAUUUGUUGAAUGUACUGGUACACAACAGGAAGUUUCCUUUUAUUCUCCGCACAUAGAAAAGCAUUCAGUUAAAAUGUCCGCUUAAUUUUCUGAUAUUAUAUUUUCAAGCCAAUACACUACCUGUAUUUAUUUAUUUGCAUGACUUGAACGAAGUGGCUCAUAACCUUUAUAUUUAAAAAAAAAUACAUUUCCAAAUGAAUUUAUUUUGGACCUCUGUUGACUAUUCCUACUUUAUCAUUUAUUCUGAAUUUUCUCAUUUGUUAAUUCUGUAUUUUUCAGGACUUUGCUAAUCUGCCCCAUCUUCAAGUAACACAGCCUACUCCAGCCUUUGUUGGCAGGGCACCACCUACUGGCCCCAGGACCUAAUUUAAUGAUGACUAAGACUAAAUAAAAACUUUGUUCUUCAAUGGCAUGUGUUGUCUUUUAUAUAUU
Molecule: messenger RNA, 8651 nt
Organism: Lymnaea stagnalis (great pond snail)
Lineage: Eukaryota; Metazoa; Mollusca; Gastropoda; Lymnaeidae
Source: the annotation of a GenBank genome assembly